AUUACAGUUUUUUUUUUUUGGGUUAAAAUUUAGCAAUGACUGGUUAAGUAGAGUCUAGAGAGAGGCCGUUGUGUAGUUCUCUCACAUUAGGGCUCUCUCUUUCUCUCGAUAGGCACAUACUCUCAUCACCAAAACAAAAAUAAUAAUAAAAAAUCCCCAAAUCUUUCUAAGCCCUAACGACGAAGGGAUCUGCAGGAACGCACUCGGAUUGGAUCCAUGAAGUGGUUUGUUAUGCUUUUUUAAAGCUUUUUGGUUUUAUUGAACUAUAGAGGUUUUUUUUUUUUUUAAGUGAAUUUUGAAUUAGGGUUUGAUCUGAUUUGAUUUGGAAUACGGAAUGGAGCCUCCAGAGGUAAAAAAGAGGGGUAGAGGCAGACCGAGGAAACGGAGGCGAGAAGAGGAUGAAAUUGAUAAAAAGGUGGAAGUUGCUAUUAAAAGGCAGGCUUUGGAAAUGAGAUGGAAGCCACUUGUGGGUAGAUAUGUGUUGAAAGAGUUUGAUGAUAAUGGGGUUUUUCUAGGGAAAAUUGUGUCUUAUGAGAGUGGGUUAUAUAGGGUAGAUUAUGAAGAUGGGGAUUGUGAGGAUCUAGAAAGUGGUGAGUUACGACAAUUAAUUUUAAGUGAUGAUUAUUUUGAUGAUGAGUUGAAUGAAAGGAGGGUAAAAUUAGAUCAACUAGUGUUAGAAAAGAGUAUAAAGAAGAAUAAGAAGGAAGUGGCUGAUUUGAAAAAUGAGGUAGAUAGGGUUGAGACGUCAGCUUUGACUGAUGUUGAGAAUGAUGGGGCACAAGGUGAGGGUGAUGCAGAUUCCUCGAGUGAUUCGUGUGAGUAUGCACAAGAUGGGGAUUUGGAACCAGUGGUCGAGGUUCCAAUUGUUCCACCCCCGCAAUUGCCUCCAUCAUCAGAGACUAUAGGUGUGCCAAAGGAAUGUGUUUCACAUCUUUUCUCUGUAUAUGGAUUCCUGAGGUCAUUCAAUAUUCUCCUAUUCUUGAGUCCAUUUACAUUGGAUGAUUUGGUUGGGGCAAUUAACUGUCAUGUUCAGAACACACUGUCGGAUGCCAUUCAUGUUGCUUUAAUGCGUGCAUUAAGACGUCACCUCGAGGCACUCUCUUCGGAUGGUUCAGAAGUGGCAUCAAAAUGUUUGAGAUGCCUUGAUUGGAGUUUGCUGGAUUCACUUACUUGGCCUGUUUAUUUGGUGCAAUAUUUUACAGUAAUGGGAUAUGCUAAAAGACCAGAGUGGAAAGGGUUUUAUGAUGAUAUUUUGAAGAGGGAGUAUUAUUCCUUACCGGUGAGCAGGAAGUUGAUGAUAUUGCAAAUUCUCUGUGAUGAUGUUUUGGAUUGUGCAGAGAUAAGAGCAGAAAUUGAUGCACGGGAAGAAUCAGAAGUUGGCAUGGAUCCUGAUGCAAUUGCUACCAGUCUUUCUGAAAAUGGACCAAGAAGGGUCCAUCCUAGAUAUUCCAAGACUUCAGCAUGCAAGGACAAGGAGGCUAUGGAGAUUAUUGCUGAAAACCAAGGAACUAAGUCCUCUUGUUGCUCAAAAUAUUUGGGUUGGGAGGGAGAUGGUCACGAUGUUGGUAUGGAUGGUAAUAGUGAUGAAUGCCGGCUUUGCGGCAUGGAUGGUACCUUGCUAUGUUGUGACGGUUGCCCAUCAGCAUAUCAUUCCAGAUGUAUUGGUGUUGUCAAAAUGUAUAUACCUGAGGGCCCAUGGUAUUGUCCAGAGUGCACAAUUAACAAGUUGGGACCUACUAUUAUCAUGGGAACCUCACUUAAAGGAGCAGAAAUAUUUGGUGUUGAUUUGUAUGAGCAAGUCUUCUUGGGUACUUGCAAUCACUUACUGGUGCUUAGAGCUUCUGCUAGCACAGAACCAUGUCUCAGAUACUACAGUCAGAAGGACAUACUGAAGGUUCUGCAAGUUCUGUCAUCCUCUGUGCAACAUAGAUCCUCAUACCUGGAGAUAUCUAAGGCAAUUGCAGACUACUGGAGCAUCCCACAAAGUGCCUUUUCCCCUUCUGAGACAUUAGAAAGAGUACCUAGAGCAUACAUAAAGGAAGAUGAUAAAUCCUUGUCUUUUUCAGUUCCGUUGACCUGCAAAGAAAGCCAAAUGGCUGCAUAUAUUGCAGGUGCUGAGAAUGCAAUUAAUUUGAGUAUUAGUAAUGUAGAUAAUGUGGCAGUUUCGCAUCAUAAUGUCUCUGUCAAUGCAACAAUUCCCAUUGACCCUCAUUGCAUGCUAAGUAAUGGCGAUUCAACAAGCAAAGAAAAUUGCCAUCUCAUGAAUACAAAAUCAGCCGAGCAGAUUAAAGGGGAAUCUACUGGAUCAACUGACCAGCAAAUUGAUCCAUCUGAUGCAGCUAACCCUAGCUUUGUCGAUAGAUCAAUUGUAAUAACUACUUGCACCUCAGCAAGCAGUGAUGGCAGUCAUAUUGGGCAUUGGAAUCCUUCUCCUUUACAAAUACCUUCUGAAAGCAAGGAUGAUAAUAAUUCAGGCUCUGGAAUGGUUGAGAGAAAUUUAACCGAUAAUUUUAUGUAUGUGGGAACUUAUUUUAAGCCUUAUGCUUACAUAAAUCACUAUAUGCAUGGGGACUUUGCAGCAUCAGCUGCUGCCAAACUGGCCAUUCUUUCAUCUGAGGAAAGUCGGGUUUCAGAGGUUCAUAAAUCAGCCAAUGGUAGGAAGGUCAAUUCUGACAUUUUAUUGCAAAUAAAAGCGUUUUCAGCAGCAGCUUCUCGUUUCUUCUGGCCAAGUUCUGAAAAGAAGCUUAUAGAGGUGCCAAGGGAGAGGUGCGGCUGGUGUCACUCUUGUAAGCUGCCUUCUAAUAACAGAAGAGGGUGUAUGUUAAAUUCAGCUGCCUUAACUGCUACUAAAGGCGCCAUGAAAAUCCUCAAUAGCCUUCGUCCUGUAACGAGUGGAGAGGGGAGUCUUCUUAGCAUAUCAACUUACAUUUUGUACCUGGGAGAGAGUUUAUGUGGUCUUACUGAUGGCUCCUUUGUCAAUGCAAGUUACAGAGAACAGUGGCGUAAGCGAGUAGAAAAUGCUUCAAGUUGCAGUGCAAUAAUGGGCCCCUUGCUUGAACUUGAGGAAAAUAUCCGAACUAUUGCUUUUUUAGGGGACUGGACAAAGGCAAUGGAUGUUUUGCUGGUCGAUUCUCCUAUGAUUCAAAUUGCUGCAAGCAAUGGUGGAAUCACUCAAAGAAGUGGACCAGGUGGGAAACGACAUAGGAAACAAUCUGGUGUGCCUGAUUUUAGAGCUAAUAGUAAUGAUGACAAAAGUUUUGUAUGGUGGCGAGGGGAAAAGCAAUUAAAGCUUGUGUUCCAGCAAGCAAUUUUGCCUCGGUUAGUGGUUAAAAGGGCAGCUCGGCAAGGUGGUUCAAAAAAGAUUUUGGGUGUCUUUUAUGUUGAUGAUCCUGAGCUUCCUAAAAGAAGCAGACAGAUGGUUUGGCGAGCUGCAGUUGAGAGGAGUAAGAAUGCAUCACAGUUAGCUCUUCAGGUUAGAUACCUAGACCUUCAUGUGAGAUGGACCGAUCUUGUUCGUCCUGAGCAGAAUAACCAAGAUGGAAAAGGUUCAGAGACAGAAGCCUCUGUUUUCAGAAAUGCGAUCAUUUGCGAUAAGAAAAUUGAGAAAAACAAGAUAUGUUACGGUGUUGCUUUUGGGAAUCAAAAACAUCUUCCUUCCCGCAUCAUGAAAAAUAUAAUUGAGAUAGAGCAAAGUGUAGAUGGGAAGGAGAAAUACUGGUUUUCUGAAACGCAUGUUCCUUUAUUUUUGAUAAAAGAAUUUGAAGAAAGGGUUGACCAAGUGGCUUUGCCAUCAGCCAAGAAGUCUUUGAAUGAACUAUCUGAGUUGCAAAGAAAGCAAUUAAAAUAUUCCCGCAGGGAUAUAUUUUUAUAUCUUACAUUUAAGAGAGACAAGUUGGAAAGAUGCUCUUGUGCAUCAUGCCAGCACGAUGUUCUAAUUAGGAAUACAGUCAAGUGUAGUGCUUGCCAAGGUUAUUGCCACAAGGAUUGUACCAUAAGUUCAACAGUUUAUAGAAAUGCUGAAGUUGAAUUCUUGAUUACCUGCAAGCAAUGUUGCAAUGCCAAAGCUAUUGUUGUUCAUGGCAAUGAUAAUGAACCUCCAAUCUUUCAUUUGCCCUUGCAAGGGCGAGAAUCUCAUGAUGUAUUGACAGCCCCUAAAGGUACAAGGAUUAAGCUUCGUUACAAUGCCAAACCUGUUGCCCAUGAAAAUGAUAAUGGAACUCCAUCUACUCCCUUAUCCUUGCAAGGGCCAGAAUCUCAAAAUAUGUUGACAGCCGCCAAAGGCACAAGGGUUAAAUUUCAUAUUCAGCCACCAUCCGUCAGAACUCAGAAUAGCAGUCCUGAGAUGAAACAAGAUACUUCUACUCCCAGCUUGGCAACAAAAACCCGAAGUAAAAUAUGCAAUUGGGGUGUCAUAUGGAAAAAAAAGAACACUGAAGACGCUGGAACUGAUUUCAGGCGUAAGAACAUUCUUUUUCCUGGGAGUUCAGUGAUGUUGAACCUUGUUUGUAAUCUUUGCAAAAAGAAGUAUGAUCGUGAUCUGAUGUAUAUCCACUGUGAAACUUGUAGUGGUUGGUUUCAUGCUGAAGCAGUAGAAAUUGACGAAUCGAACCUUCCUAAUGUGGUGGGCUUCAAGUGCUGCAGGUGUCGUAGAAUAAGAUCACCCAAGUGUCCUUAUGAUGACAACCCUGAAGGUGAGAAGCCAGUGGGCCAUAAGCAGAGUGAUAAGGUGUCGAAGAAAGGAAAUUUAAGAGUGAAUUCUGACUAUGCAGCUAUUGCUGAAUCUAAAGUGUGUGAGCCCAUAACUUCAAUAUUUCCCAAGGAGGAACCAUUUGUACAAGAUGAUGAUCCUCUGCUUUUCUCACUCUCAAGAGUUGAGCAAAUUACAGAGGCUAAUUCUGAAGUAGAGCUGGAAUGGCAUGGUGGUGGACAGGGGCCUCAGAAACUGCCUGUGAGAAGGCAUUUAAAGCCUCAAGUGACUGCUGAAGAGGAGCCAUUAUGUGUUGAUUGGAUGCAGAAAUUGCCAGUCAGAAGGCUCUCAAAGUCUCAAGCAGUUGCUGAAGGUAUUUUAAAGUCUCAAGUGAUUGCUGAAGGUACGCCUGAGAACAGUCAUUGUCCUAAAUCAUCUCUUCCUGUUGAUGGAAUUAACAUAAUGGAUCCUAAAGAGGAGCCAUUACAUGUUGAUUGGCAUCAGAAACUGCCAGUCCGAAGGCUUUCAAAGCCUCAAGUGAUUGAUGAAGGUAUGCUUGAGAACAGUCAUUAUGCUAACCCAUCUGUGCCUGUUGAUGGAAAGAACACCUUUGCUCCUGAAGAGGAGUCAUCUUGUAUGGAAUGGGAUGCAUCUGCUAAAGACUUUGAAGGUGAGAUGCCGACGGACUAUGAGCUCAAUUAUGAGGAUAUGGAGUUUGAACCACAGACCUACUUUUCUUUUGGGGAGUUGCUGGAAUCUGAUGAUGGUGGCCAGUUGGAUGGAUUUGAUGUUUCAGGAAAUGUUAUGGUGAACUCUGGUAAUCAGUCCUAUGCAGUUUUACAGGAUGGAUUUUAUGAACAGUGUGCAAGAGAUAAUUCUGGUAAUCCCCUGGAACCAAUGACUGCUCCAGAAUUAAGCUUCAAAACAAAGCAUUGUAAGAUGUGUUCACACUCUGAACCAGUCCCUGAGCUUACAUGCAAGGUUUGCGACAUAGUAAUACACAGUCACUGUUCUCCUUGGGUUGAGUCAUCUUCUCCAGAAGGAACCUGGACGUGUGGUAAAUGCCUAGAACGGCGGUAGACAACUCAGCUAUCUCCUAUGGUUUCACGCUGUUUUUAUUGGCUGCGAUGAUGCUAAAAGGAAUUUUAUAUAUUGGACUAAGAGCUGGGAACUAAACUACAGUUGACUAAUAUUUGUUCAAGCAGGAAUAGCAUACUGAGGUUGUGCAUUAUUAAGACAAGCGAUGAUGCACCAGUUCCAUUUUUCAACGUGGAGGCAGCUGAUGAAGCUUUUUUUAUUAAAAACAAUGUCAUGGUUAGGGGGGGGGGUCCUCUCUUGGACUGCCUGCGUUGGUGCUUUCUAAUGGAGUUAUCUUCCUACUCAUAGAAUCCGAGUCUUAUGGGACGUACAGACCAUCUCUUUUUAAUUGGGUCUGUCAGGCAAGUUGGUUUAUGAAGGAGGAUGGGAUAUUAUCAGGUCAAAGCGGAUCAUUUUGGUGAAAUGGUAGAAUCAAUUCACAACCUCGUAGAUAUAAUACCCUUUUCGGGGGAUAGGCAGAUUUUUUUGGUUGUGCUUAUCGGAUUACAUUGCUUGUAUAGAUCGCAUGUCCGGCACAAAUUUUGAGAUGAAUUUAAAUGCAUAAUUCCCAGCAUUAUUUUAUUGGGACUAUCAUCUUGUAACUGUCUUUUUAGGAUGGGAAAUGCAAAUUUUGAACAUUUCGGAUGUU
Molecule: messenger RNA, 6413 nt
Organism: Ricinus communis (castor bean)
Lineage: Eukaryota; Viridiplantae; Streptophyta; Magnoliopsida; Malpighiales; Euphorbiaceae
Product: DDT domain-containing protein PTM
Exons: 11
Coding region: 335-5767 (1810 amino acids)
Source: RefSeq, a predicted model, not a curated record